CCAAGUAUCUGUCAAAAGUAUCGAAAAUUAAAAUUAAGUUUGUCCUGGAAAAAUUAACUGAAAUCUGAACUUAAAAUUUAUAAAACAACGCUAAAUAAGUUAUUUUAAUAUAUACAACAUGUCUGAAACGGCGGAGGCUGCAAAGAUCAACAAAUGGGAUGGUGCUGCAGCAAAAAAUGCUGUUGAUGAUGCUAUUAGAGAGGUAAUGACUGGAGACUUAAAAUGCAAGGAAAGCUUUGCUCUAAUUGACGGUAGACUGUUCCUCUGUGCUCUGGCUGUUGGUGUGGCCCUUUACGCACUGCUAUGGGAUUAUCUUUAUCCAUUCCCUCAAUCAAGACUGGUUCUAAUCAUCUGUGUGUCAUCAUAUUUCAUACUGAUGGGUAUUUUGACCCUCUACACUACAUUCAAAGAGAAGGGCAUCUUUGUGGUAGCCAAGGAGAAGGUUGGAAAUAACACCAGGGUCUGGGAAGCCAGUUCUUAUGUAAAGAAACACGACGAUAAAUACAAUCUCGUAAUUGUUAUGCGAGACACGAAUGGCAACACUCGUGAGGCAUCCGUGACCAAGUCGUUUGCCAACUUCAUCGACGUGAACGGCACUGUAGUUCAAAACAUUGUAUCUAAUGAGAUCACCAAGCUGUACCACAGCCUCUCAUCUGAGAAGAAGGAAAAGUAAUUAAUUCUCUCUAUAUGUAAUUUAAGCAGGUCUGACAUUUAUGUGUAAUAAAACUUUGAUCUAAA
Molecule: messenger RNA, 738 nt
Organism: Bombyx mori (domestic silkworm)
Lineage: Eukaryota; Metazoa; Arthropoda; Insecta; Lepidoptera; Bombycidae
Gene: Spase25
Product: signal peptidase complex subunit 2
Biological process (GO): protein targeting to ER
Cellular component (GO): signal peptidase complex; membrane
Source: RefSeq, marked provisional